AAUCAGCCUCCACCUCCACGCGUCAUUCUCCGUGCGUUUUCCAAGCGGAAGAAAGAAAAGAAUUACCUAGGCGUCAUUCUCUGCGUCGACCCAAUUUCCAGCGGAAGCUUCCUUUUCUGGCCUUUCCAUCUUCGUCGGGAGAAAUCAGCAAUUUUCCAUCUUCGUCGUCUUUCCAUCUUCGCCUUUCCUUUUCUCCCGUGCGUUUUCCAUCUUCGUCUCGCGGAUCAAACAUUAGGUAUUUUUCCAUCUCCAUUUUGAACAAGGAAAGACUUCAAAUUAGGUAUUUUUUUCCCUUAAAAUUUUUGGGUAUUACUCUGGAGCAAAAUCUGGAGAACCAGCUAUUCCCCUCUGCGAUUUCAUUGGCAAACACCAGCGCGCAAAACCAUCGGCAAGAAAAAUCUCUAAGGAAUUGAGGAACGGACGACGGAGAACCUCCAUCUCCCAUCUUUUGACCCGUACAACAGUGAUUCUCCAGGGAACAACGUUUGUGAAAUCUCGAAUCCUAAUCAGAUCUGUUUUCCUAUUGAUGAUGGAUACUAAAAUCUCUUAGCACUGCAAAUGCUGUGAAUUGGCCAUAUCAUCAAGUUUGAUGCCCAGGCUUCAACGGAUGAAUUUUGAAUUUUGCUUUUGUUUAUAAACAUCCAAAAUAGCCCUAUAAGCAUUUUGAGGGAUCUCCAACUGCUUCGACUCCGUGUCUGUAGAAUUCUCAAUCUCAAACCACAACCCGCUGUUCAGAGGCAAAUCUCUCAAAACAGGAAGGAUCAAAUCAGGGAUGUGAUUGAAGGGUAUAGUUUCAGAAAUUUUGAUAAGAUUCAAGGUAACCGAUAUGGUCACGGAUGCUAUUAUAGAGGGGUCUCUGCCAUGUUGACGAAGAGCACUAUUAAACCCCAAAAUGAGAAUUUGAUUGAAGCUUUUGUAGAAUUUGAUGAUAGUUGGCUGGAACAAAGUGUGGAUGAUAUGACAAAUGUCACACAGAAUGAAGCAAAAUCCUUUCCUUCUUUGUUCCCGGAUUCAUUUCCUUCUUUGAUGCCAACACAUCAACGAACGGUUUGUGUUCUUGACUACAUUUCAAAAGGAGACCAUCAAAGACAAGAAAAGAUGGUGUGCUUGCAUUGGCAACUCUAUAUGCUGAUCUUCAAAUGUGAAACUCUAUUUUCUAAAUUGUAAUAGGACUACAUAGUUUUAGUUUCCUAAGCGUGUUUAUACUUAACUGGUUUUUGGAAAUCAUAUUAUUGUGUAUAUUAUUUGAUUAGAGACAUUUUCUCUUUUAUGUAAUUCAAUAGUUAAUGUGUUUUAUUUUAACAUUUUAAACAAUUGAAUAAUAUUUACCCUUUUUA
Molecule: messenger RNA, 1337 nt
Organism: Cuscuta campestris
Lineage: Eukaryota; Viridiplantae; Streptophyta; Magnoliopsida; Solanales; Convolvulaceae
Source: the annotation of a GenBank genome assembly